CCACGUGACAAGAGAAAGUCUAAUGUUUCUCUUGCAGUAGCAGCCAUCAUUUCACUCAAUAGGCUAGAAAUCCAUCCUGAGAAAGGAAGAGGCGACGGAAUAAAAGAAAUAGCCAUGGAUUAGCAAGGGAACAAUCAGGAGGGAAUAACAAGUUGUUUUCUUUUGCUUCCGUUUUGAAUUUUUGCGUUGCUCUGAAUUUUGCAGAAAUCUUCGCUCUUGGUGCAUUGGGCAGUGGAAAUGCAUUGGGGAUACAACCCCGUGUAAGUAGCUUGUCAACAAACAAGGUGGGCUCGAGCAGCGUUGGGCGCGACUGUGUUUCCCUGCGGCCGCCACCGGGUCUGCCGCUGGACUGGUAGAUGAGGCUGCUGAGGAGGGCGGGGCCACAGCCGAGGAUAUUCUUUUUUUUGCCGUAUUUAAUUUGAAGCAAUUUUUUACAUUUCGGUACGUGGGGGGGGGAGAAGGCCAAAACCGCGGACCUAAAACCCACCCGGAGCAUGGGGCAGAAGGUUCCCGGAGGAAUCAAGACUGUGGACAUGCGGGACCCGGCGUUUCGCCCGCUCAAGCUGGAGCUGCAGGCGCUGGACUACACCAAGCCGGCCCGGCUGGACAUGCUGCUGGACAUGCCCCCCGCCGCCCCCGAGGUGCAGGUGCAGCACUCGUGGAACAAUGACGACCGCUCGCUCAACAUCUUCGUCAAGGAGGACAACAAGCUGGUCUUCCACCGGCACCCCGUGGCGCAGAGCACGGACGCCAUCCGGGGGCGCGUGGGCUACACCCGCGGGCUGCACGUGUGGGAGAUCAGCUGGGUGAUGCGCCAGCGGGGCACCCACGCCGUGGUGGGCGUGGCCACGCGCGACGCCCCGCUCCACUCCGUGGGCUACACGGCGCUGGUGGGGAACAACGGCGAGUCCUGGGGCUGGGACCUGGGCCGGAACAAGCUGCACCACGACGGGAAGAACCGGCCCAGCGAGACCUACCCCGCCUUCCUGGAGCCCGACGAGACCUUCCUGGUGCCCGACUCCUUCCUGGCGGUGCUGGACAUGGACGAGGGCACGCUCAGUUUCAUCGUGGACGGACAGUAUUUGGGCGUUGCGUUUAGAGGACUCAAGGGCAAAAAACUGUACCCCGUCGUGAGCGCCGUGUGGGGACACUGUGAGAUCCGCAUUCGCUACAUUAAUGGGCUCGAUCCGGAGCCCCUCCCCCUGAUGGACCUGUGCCGGCGCUCGGUCAGAGUGGCGCUGGGGAGGGAGCGGCUCGGCGAGAUCCACAGACUGCCCCUGCCCGCCUCCCUCAAGAACUACCUGCUCUACCAAUGACAGCAGGAGGGGGCCCUCCCUCUUCUCCACAGCGG
This is a messenger RNA of Anguilla rostrata (American eel), 1351 nucleotides long. RefSeq names its product splA/ryanodine receptor domain and SOCS box containing 1 (gene spsb1). Bases 495 to 1316 code for a protein of 273 amino acids. Gene Ontology annotation, molecular function: protein binding. NCBI's taxonomy places the organism in Eukaryota, Metazoa, Chordata, Actinopteri, Anguilliformes, Anguillidae. The record is from RefSeq and is a predicted model, not a curated record. Gene Ontology annotation, cellular component: SCF ubiquitin ligase complex. Gene Ontology annotation, biological process: proteasome-mediated ubiquitin-dependent protein catabolic process; intracellular signal transduction. The transcript has 4 exons.